Molecule: messenger RNA, 528 nt
Organism: Westerdykella ornata
Lineage: Eukaryota; Fungi; Ascomycota; Dothideomycetes; Pleosporales; Sporormiaceae
Exons: 3
Coding region: 136-399 (87 amino acids)
Source: RefSeq, a predicted model, not a curated record
CGCGACAUUGCCAAAAUUUCUGGAGCCGCCAAGACACCACUUAGUCAGCAAUUCCCGCUCGAUUGGGGGAAGGUUCAACCUCACGUCACGCCGUGAGCUCCAAGAUACCCAAUCCACGCACGUACACUCUUCAGCAUGGGUGGAGGAGGAAAGAUCCCGUACCCAAAGCACGUCUGGUCGCCGGCCGGUGGUUGGUACUGCCAACCCGCCAACUGGAAAAGCAACACCAUGAUUAUGGCCGGUGUGAUCACAGGAAUAUGCGCGGCCGUCUGGUCAAUCAGCGCACAGCGAGAAUACCGCGAUACGAUGCCGGAACCGAACAGAUUCUUCCCGAGCCGCUACUGGAGCAAACAGAUUGUCGAGCACGAGAGGAAACUGGCUGCUGAAAGGGGAGCAUAAACGGAAGCAAGACGGUCGUGGGGGAUCCAUUGAGGAGGGGAUCACAAGGUUUAUCUCUGGGAUUAUACCUAGGGCUGUAUAUAUGUUCCCAGCCGCUGCUUGAAUUCAAAGAGUCUAUCUUCGACACGA